AAGGGGCGGGCCGCUUCAAGGCGGAAGUGGCUUCACGAGCACCAGAAGUCGACAGGAUCACGUGGCACUCCAGCAGAGAAUCUCUGGGCACCCGACAUGGCGACUGUAGGGAAGAUGAAACGGAAGAAAAAGAAGCCGACCCAAGACAGAAAAACAAUGGAAGACAAGGGGAACAGCUCCUCAUCUGGAGAUUAUCAGGUUGGACAAGUGGCCAGCAGCUUGUUUCAAAACAAGCCCUUGAAGAGAGUCACGAGCCACCUGGCAUCACUCUUCGAUUCCUCAGCUCCACAGGUGCAGCAGCCCAUCUAUGUGGCUGCCAGAGAAGCUAACAGUAAGAAGAGAAAACAUAAUGAAGAUGAGAAUGAAUUUCACAGUCAGAGAACUUGUGCUGCUGUUGAGCAAAUGCCUACAAAGAGAAUUAGAGUGAAGAAGGAGCUUUCUGGAGAUAAAAGGUUGGCAAACAGAGAAAGUGCUUUGAUGUGUGCUGAUCUUGAAGAGGAAAAAGAAGAAAAAAUGCAAGCUAAACAAAUAAAGAAUAGGAAAAUUUCUCAAGUCAGUAAUAAUGGCAAAACAACAAAUGGCAAAGGAGUUGAUAAUUCAGAUUAUUCAUUUGAAGUAAAUAAAAGAAAGAAGAUUCAAGUCAAUGAGGCAGAGGAAAAAAUAAAGAACAAGAGAACUGUAUUUGUGGGAAAUUUACCUGUUACCUGUAAAAAAAAGGAGCUGAAGUCAUUUUUUAAAGAGUAUGGACAGAUAGAAUGUGUGCGAUUCCGUUCUUUGAUUCCAGCAAAGAGCACUUUAUCCAAAAAGAUUGCUGCAAUAAAACGUGAAGUUCACCCUGAACAGAAGAGUAUUAAUGGUUAUGUAGUUUUUAAGGAAGAGAGUGCUGCUGAAAAGGCACUAAAAAGAAAUGGUGCUCAGAUUGCCGAGGGAUUUCCUGUCAGAGUUGAACUUAUAUCUGACACUCCUUUGAGAGGCAAGAGAUCAGUAUUUGUGGGGAACCUCCCAUACAAAAUUGAAGAGGCUGCUAUUCAAGAGCAUUUCUCUGACUGUGGAAGUGUUUUAGCAGUAAAAAUUGUGAGAAACAAAGUCACUGGAGUUGGCAAAGGGUGUGGCUAUGUGCUCUUUGAGAAUACUGAUGCUGUACAACUUGCUUUGAGAUUGAACAAUUCUGAAUUAAUGGGAAGAAAACUACGAGUCAAGCGUUACGUUAAUCAUGAAAAGGUUAAACCACCACAUGCUCCAAGCAAAAUUUUGGAGAACUCCACCAAAUUUAAGCAAAAACUUAAUUUUCCUUCUAAAAACACAGGACAAUAUUCUGAAAAUACAUUUGCUGGAGAAAAAGCUAAUCCCUUGAAAAAGAAAAAGAAAUGGCAAAAAAGUGGGAAAAGUAGAAAGCGAAUAGAAAAACACAAAUAGAGCAUCAGUUUGAAACUUUUCUACUUGUAUAAUUUACUAAUAAAAUUAUGUUCUAUUUAAUGAGUGUGAUAACUAUUAAUUUAUAAAUAAAGGGCAUUUUUGAAAACCUGGCCCUAGCUUCUAUAGUAGCUGUUGCCAAAUUAUUGCACCUCCUUUAAAGUAGUAUAUUUUAAGACAAAUAUGGUUAGUCUCCCCAAAGGAAGAACUGUACUCAUUGUUCUUCCUCUGGGAUGGUAACUAUCAUGUUAAGUGAUGAUAUUUUUCUAGUUGCUUUUUCAGUAUUCUUUCCAGCAUAACAUUCUACAUUUUUUUUACAUGGAUCUGAUAUUUUUUUCUGUGGAAGAAAUACCCCAAAGUAGAUAGUUUCACAACUGUGAUAGGGAUUAGUAAAUCCUAAAACCUAAAAAGUAUCAAAAUGUUUCUUGGGGGAGGACUAGAGGUUUCAAUGACUUACCCAAAAUCACACAGCUAGAAUAUGUCAGUAGCAAGACUUGAAUCAAGGUCUUAUUGACUCCAAGACUGGUCUGCUAUUCCUAAUGCCACUCAUGUUCUGCAUGAGACACUUUUGGAUGACUUUAAGAAAUUUAUCUAGCUAAUAUUUGAAAUAUUAGAAAUUGUGCUUUAAUUUCUCAUUCUGUGUUCCUUAAAUUUGGCUAAAAAGCAGACUUGAUAGUCAUUUUCUAGUUAGUACAGUGCUUAAGGUAUGCAGUAGGUACUUCUUAAGUGCUGGUUAACUUAAUAUUGGAGUGGUUUCCUAUGGAGGAAAUAUGUAAAGUUUAAUAAAAUCAGCCUUCAUAAAACCAGA
Molecule: messenger RNA, 2221 nt
Organism: Monodelphis domestica (gray short-tailed opossum)
Lineage: Eukaryota; Metazoa; Chordata; Mammalia; Didelphimorphia; Didelphidae
Gene: RBM34
Product: RNA binding motif protein 34
Molecular function (GO): RNA binding
Source: RefSeq, a predicted model, not a curated record